AUGUACUUCCGGGUUAAGAAGGACGUAGAGCUCCGUAAGUUGAUGGAAGCAGUUUCAGUCAAAAUCGGAAUGGAAAUGUCUACUCUCAGGUUUCUCUUUGAUGGAAAUAGGAUCAGACCCACUCAAACUCCCAAUGAGCUUGACCUUGAAGACGAAUUUGUAAUCGACGUACUAAGCGAACAAGUAGGAGGAUGCAGCUUUUGUGAUCGGACAUUAACAGUGUCUUAA
Molecule: messenger RNA, 228 nt
Organism: Microthlaspi erraticum
Lineage: Eukaryota; Viridiplantae; Streptophyta; Magnoliopsida; Brassicales; Brassicaceae
Source: the annotation of a GenBank genome assembly